UGAAAAUUUCUUCCUAUUUCCAUCACUUGUAUAUAUAACCACAGUUUUCCAAACCAAUUCACUACUCAUCUUCUCAACAAAUCUCCAACUUCUUCAUCCAUACAAAAAAUAUUCCCUUGAUUAAUCUUGAAAAAUUUUCAAAGUACAAAUGGAAGAAAUUGAGGUACCACCUUAUUUCCUCUGUCCGAUUUCACUGGAGAUGAUGAAAGAUCCAGUCACGAUCUCGACUGGAAUAACAUACGAUCGAGAGAACAUCGAGAGAUGGAUAUUCUCAGCUAAGAACAAUACGUGUCCGGUUACGAAGCAAUCCCUUACGAGCAUAGAGUUGACCCCUAAUGUCACUCUACGACGAUUCAUCCAAUCGUGGUGUACUCUCAAUGCGUCCCAUGGCAUCGAGAGGUUCCCUACACCGAAGCCUCCGGUCAGCAAAGCUCAAAUCUUAAAGCUCAUGAAAGAAGCGAAAUCGCGCGAAAUGCAAAUGAAAUCACUCAACACACUUAGAUCCAUAGCUUCUGUGAACGAUGCUAACAAGCGUUGCAUGGAGUCUGCGGGGGCAGCAGAGUUCUUAGCCUCUGUUGUGAUUGAUUCGAGUGAUGUGUUGGGUGAAGAGGGUUUCAUGAGUACUAAAGAUGAAGCAUUAAGCAUCCUCUACCAACUCAAGUUAUCAGAAGAUGGAUUGAGGUCACUCAUCACGAGUGGAAAUGGUGAAUUCAUCGAGUCACUGACACGCGUCAUGCAGCGUGGGAGCUAUGAGUCAAGGGCUUACGCGGUGAUGCUGAUGAAAGACAUGUUCGAAGCAUCCACACUACCAACUCUAUUUUCGAGCUUGAAGAAAGAGUUCUUCGCUCAAGUGGUUCGAGUCUUGAGGGAUGAGAUCUCUCAAAAGGCCACCAAAGCGUCAUUGCAAGUGCUAGCGCACGCGUGUCCAUUUGGGAGGAACAGAGUGAAAGCAGCUGAGGCAGGAGCCGUUAGGGUUUUGGUGGACCUUCUGCUCGAUUCAUCCGAGAAAAGGACCUGCGAACUGAUGCUAAUCUUGCUGGAUCAAAUUUGUCAGAGCGCAGAAGGGAGAGCCGAGCUGUUGAAUCAUCCGGGAGGGUUAGCCAUCGUCUCGAAGAAAAUACUUAGGGUUUCGAAAGUAGGGAGCGAAAGGGCAAUCAAGAUAUUGCAUUCGAUAUCAAAGUUUUCAUCAACACAAAGUGUUGUUCAAGAGAUGUUGAGUUUGGGUGUUGUGGCAAAGCUUUGUUUGGUACUUCAAGUUGAUUGUGGAAGUAAAGCUAAGGAUAGAGCUAGAGAUAUUCUCAAAAUUCAUGCAAAGGCAUGGAGGAAUUCACCUUGUAUACCUAUGAAUUUAUUAUCUUCAUAUCCAUUUUAGCAUUAGGAUGAAAAGAGCAAACAAUUGCUUAAGCAGAAAUAGAAAGAAAAACAAAAGAAAAAGAAAAAAAGUAGUGGAUUAUUUAUGUGUACAUAAUUUAUUCUUUUUGAAAAAAUAGAAAAAAAAAAUUGGACAAAGUGGUCCAUGAAUAUAAUUGUUCA
This is a messenger RNA of Capsicum annuum, 1533 nucleotides long. Its product is annotated as E3 ubiquitin-protein ligase PUB22-like. The transcript has 2 exons. The record is from RefSeq and is a predicted model, not a curated record. NCBI's taxonomy places the organism in Eukaryota, Viridiplantae, Streptophyta, Magnoliopsida, Solanales, Solanaceae. Gene Ontology annotation, molecular function: ubiquitin protein ligase activity. The coding region runs from base 149 to 1372 and encodes 407 amino acids. Gene Ontology annotation, biological process: protein ubiquitination.